AUGGAAUUCUGGAGGUGUCAGUUUAAGAAAUCGUGUAAGGUCCGUCUGCACAGGCUCAUCGCAAAUGGUGAAGUCGCUAAGGUAUCAGGAUCUCAUAGUGAUCCUUCGGAUGCGGCAGGAGUGGAAAUCGCAGGCAGGAGGACGGCGAUGAAGCGUCGUGCGGAAGAAACGCAAGAGACGCCCGGACAGGUCAUCAACAGCGUUCAAAGUGGAGCGCCUCUGGCUGUUCAGAUGGAGUUCCCUUCGAAUCGCGUUUUAGCUAAAGUAGUCAAUCGUGUUCGCAAGGCCUGUGCGAGCGCCCCCGCGCUGCCCACCCAUCGAAGUCUCAUAAUCAUUCCAGAGGAUUAUGCAGUCUACGAGCCCACACCAGGAACGUCAGAGCGUUUCCUGAUCGGGGAUUCUGGUCUCGGAGACGACGAAAGAAUCCUGAUAUUCGGCCGCGAGUCGGUUGCUAGCUGGAUCGGACUGGUCGACAAAAUCUACGUCGACGGUACAUUCAGUCUGGCUCCCAAGCUCUUCCAGCAGGUGUUCGCAGUCCUGGCAGAGCGCUCGGGAUUCGUCGUUCCUGUGUGCUACGCUCUCCUUCCAAACAAGAGCCAGGCUACGUACACCAGAAUGGUCGAACUCCUGCAUCAAGAGUGGCCUCAGUUUAAUCCGAUGCAAAUCUCGGUCGAUUUCGAACUGGCUCUCGUCAACGGGUUCCGGAGUGUCUUCCCGAAUGCUGAAAUCAACGGGUGCCUCUUUCAUCUAGUCAAAAACAUGAAAGCGAAGCUCGGAGAUAUUGGUCUCAUUCAACGGUACAACCGAGAUCCGGAUUUCUCGUUGUCGGCUCGGAUGAUCCCAGCUCUCGCUUUUGUUCCGCCGGCACACAUCAAUACCGCGAUGAGCGAACUAGCGCCAGAAUUGCCAGAAGAACUGAUGCCCGUGUUGAACUAUUUCGAAGAUAACUACAUCGGCCGUUUGAGAUUAGCUCCCGGCGCAGAAAUCGUCCGCGCCCCUGCUCGCUUCCCCAUCGCAAUGUGGUCCGUCUACCAACGAACAGUGGACGGUGAAGCUCGGACGAACAAUUUCGCCGAAGCAGCCCAUAGACGUUUGCAGGGCGAGUUUGGGGUGGAUCAUCCUAGUCUUUGGAAGUUCAUAGACGGUAUCCGGAAAGUCCAACAGAGUCGAGAUGUAACUUAUGCUAGAUACGUCGCAGGUCACAAUCCAGAACCGAAGCGAAAACUCAGGAUUCGCUCUCGGAAGCCUACGGGGAAGUAUUUCCGGCGUUUCCGUCUAGUCGUAAUCCAGAUUGUCGUUCCACUGGAACCGAGCGAUUGGGACGAGAAUUGGUGA
Molecule: messenger RNA, 1335 nt
Organism: Galendromus occidentalis (western predatory mite)
Lineage: Eukaryota; Metazoa; Arthropoda; Arachnida; Mesostigmata; Phytoseiidae
Exons: 2
Coding region: 1-1335 (444 amino acids)
Source: RefSeq, a predicted model, not a curated record